This is a messenger RNA of Eremomyces bilateralis CBS 781.70, 1052 nucleotides long. RefSeq names its product cysteine proteinase. The record is from RefSeq and is a predicted model, not a curated record. The transcript is spliced from 3 exons. The coding region runs from base 120 to 881 and encodes 253 amino acids. Gene Ontology annotation, molecular function: acetyltransferase activity. Lineage: Eukaryota; Fungi; Ascomycota; Dothideomycetes; Eremomycetales; Eremomycetaceae.
AUCUCGAUAUAUACGAAAUUCAUCAUCAUUAGUGUGGAUAUAUCUCUAUCUAAGCCAUUCUACUCUUUCUUUCCCAUCAACAGAAAAAGAUUGUCACUCGCCGACGCGGCGGCUACUGCAUGGAGGUGAACGCGUUCUUCGCGGCCGUGUUGCGCGGGUUAGGGUAUCACGUCGUCAGCGUCGGCGCGAAGGUGUCGCUCGCGACGGGGGGAGGCGGGGAAGGGUUUCUUGGGUACAACCACCAACUCAGCCUCGUCACCAUCCCCAACCACCCCCACCCCUACGCCGUCGACGUCGGCUUUGGUGCCGACACCCCCACCCAGCCCCUCCCCCUCAUCCCCUCCCUCAUCACCCGCGGCUGGCACCCUACCUCCACCAUGAAACUCACCCGGAGCGCGCUCCCGGGCGGCGCAGACCCGACGCCGCGGUUUUGGGUGUAUGAGCAUAGUAGGAACUACGGGGUUGACGGAGAGGGACAGGAGGUGGAGGGGACGAAGUGGACGCCCGGGUACGCGUUUACGGAGGUGGAGUUCACGAGGGAGGAUUAUGAGGUGAUGAAUGUGGGGACGAUGGAGGGGGUAAGGAGUUUGUUUACGCGGACGGUGGUAGGGGCGCGGUUUGCGGGGUGGGAGGAGUUGGUGGAGUGGGGGGUUGUUAAGAGGGAGGCGGACGGGGAGGUGGUGGAGAGGUACGGGGGGUUAGUGGGACAGGUGACGUUGAUGGGAGGUGUGGUGAAGGUGAAGGUGAGGGGGAUGGUGGUGCGGGAGGUGAAGCUGGGGAGUGAGGAGGAGAGGGGGGAGGCGUUGGGGAGGUAUUUUGGGGUAUGGUUGACGGAGAGGGGGGAGGGGAAUAUCAAAGGUCUGGUUUCGCAUCUAAAGUGAGGGAGGAUGAUUCAGUACGGGGUAGACUCUAGGACACAGCAUAAAGGCGACAUGGCAGUGAUUAUUGCCAACACCAACGGAAUCGACUAAAUGAAGUUUUUGAUGGCAAAAUUACUGCAUUGGCAAAGGCUAGAGCAUACACUGACAAUAGCCCUUCAACCGGAUUCCCAG